Messenger RNA from Ochlerotatus camptorhynchus, 654 nucleotides. RefSeq lists its product as uncharacterized. Lineage: Eukaryota; Metazoa; Arthropoda; Insecta; Diptera; Culicidae. The coding region runs from base 1 to 549 and encodes 182 amino acids. The record is from RefSeq and is a predicted model, not a curated record. The transcript has 2 exons. Gene Ontology annotation, molecular function: zinc ion binding.
AUGUUGCAGUUAAGCCAGCUCAAUCCAAUCGGCGGCCGUCUUUCAAAAUAUGCUAAAGGAUUGCCGAAAACAACACCAAAUGUAUACCGCAGAUAUUUAGAAAAAAUCAAAGUGAUUAGAUAUAACGAUCCUUACAGUAUGUCCUUCCCUGCGCUUGGAAACCAGAAUAUCCCGUCCACGGUUACUACUGGUCAUGUUGUCGAUUACCUUCUAAACUUCGUGUCUCCAUAUACUGGUCAUCCUAUGAAGAAUAGACGAAGUAUGGAUGGGUAUAAAAAAUUCGAAUCCGGGUUCGUGCAUUCCGUCCAGGGAACUGUACGAGAAGGCUAUCAUGUUGUUGUUGGAAAGGUUAUCCACUCGAUGGAACUGAGGGAAGGUAUGUUGAAACCUUGGAUAAUCUUAGACCAACGAGGAAACAUAAUAUAUGCACACUGCACCUGCGUUGCCGGUAUAAGCGAGACUUGCUCCCAUGUCAGUGCCAUCCUGUACUCAUUAGCUAAUCUUCAUGCCCAGUCUAUUAAUAGAAAGGUAUUACUUAAAUUCCUUUAAUAGAAUCAAAUAAUGCACUAAUCAAUGUAAAGGUCACAGUUACAGAUAUGCCAUGCUACUGGCGCCAGCCAUCGAAAAACAUUCGGACCGAUCUGUACAAAAAAG